AUGGACGAACGCGCCGGCAGACGACUCGACGUCUGUGCCCGCUUGGGCCCGCAGGGAGAUGUACAUCAAAGGCUAGGCCCCCAAGGAGGUCGGCCAAACAACCAUCGCAACGAGGAUCGCGAAGAAAGGCGUUCAGCUGUCAACUCACAGAGAAGCACUCUCGAAAGGCUAGGCCCCCAGGGAGGCCAGUUGGACAACCCUCACAAUGAGGACCAUGAGGAAAGACGCUCCGUUACUCACUCUCGGAGAACCAAUUCUCGUCGACAAGCUACAGAGAAUCUUUCGCAGGCGCAGUCCACCAACACUCCAACUAGGCAGCCCAGGCGAGAAGGUCGACCCUCAGAGGACAAUGAGGAAGCCGCUCACCCGAAGCGAUUCUCGACGCCCUCGUUCAUACACUUCAAAGGGGAUUCCGAUCCCGAGAGCCACUUAAAACACUUCAAAAAUGUUAUGAUCCUCCACCAGGCUGACGACGCACUAAUGUGCAAGGUAUUUACGAUAACCUUGCGAGGAGCAGCACAAGACUGGUUCCACACCCUACCAUCCAGGUCGAUCAGCAGCUUCAAGGAGCUAGCUUACGUCUUCACCAAAGAAUACACCUCUUACCGGACAAUCAAGAAGAACCCUGACCACCUGUACAACCUGGGCAAGAAGUCUGACGAAUCCCUUCGAGAUUACAUCAAGAGAUUCAAGGCAGAAAAGGCGAACAUUGUAGGAUGUGACGACCGAAUCGCGUCCUCCGCUUUCAAGAAAGGCCUUCCAGCUGAGCACGACUUGUACCGCGAGCUGACUAUCACUCCCAGCCAGACUCUGGCAAAGGUCUACGCGACUGCGGAACGCUACGCGCUCUGGGAUGACGACCGAAUCGCCGCAAAGAAGUCUACAAAGCAGGAAGAUCAGCCAACUAAGCGGGCAGGCCAAAGAGGCGACGAUUUUAACAACCGAAACAAAGACAAGCGCAGGUCGCACCCAAAAAGGGAGGCUACGGCAGGAGAGAACUAUACCAAGUUCACCAUCCCCAUACAUCAAAUCUUAGCCCAAGUGAAGAAUAAACCUUGGAAAGCGCAUCUUGAAGAACUCGUGAGGGAAGGCCACUGCACUGAAUUCGUUGCGAAGCAGGCCAUCCAACGGAUUGAAGAUCGAGACACCGCCAAGGAGCCGCCUCAGAAGGUCAUAAGGAUUAACACAAUCCUAGCCGACUCCGAGGAGUCUGGGCUGACCAAAAAGGAAAAUAAGAGGAAGAUCAAACAGGCCACUGUGAUCUCUCAAGUCUCGACCGACCUUCCACUAGCAGAAGACGAUCCUAUGAUCGGCUUCCAAAAGAAAGAUCUGAUCAGCCUCGACAUGCCACAUAACGACGCCCUUGUCAUCAGCAUUCAAAUCGCUCAGGCCAUGGUCGACCGAAUCCAUGCAGAUGAGGGCAGCGCAGCCAAUAUCCUACAAUUGGCGGUCAUCCAACAGAUGGGCUUGGAGACAAAGAUCAACAAGUUAGCUAGAUCGCUGACUGGCUUUAAUGGUGCAACAACGGUUACCGUGGGCACGAUAGACCUCGACGUCUACUCCCCACCUGUGAUCAGCCUGCAAACAUUCAUGGUCAUUAAUGAGGUCUCACCCUAUAACGGCAUCCUGGGCAGACCAUGGAUUGGCAAGAUCAAUGCCAUCACCUCCGCCACACAUCAGAAAAUUCGAUACCAAUCCCUGGGGGCGGUGUCAGCCAAAUCAACAGCGAUCAAGCAAUGGCGAGGAAAUGCUCCACCCAAGGGCUGA
Molecule: messenger RNA, 1767 nt
Organism: Prunus persica (peach)
Lineage: Eukaryota; Viridiplantae; Streptophyta; Magnoliopsida; Rosales; Rosaceae
Exons: 3
Coding region: 1-1767 (588 amino acids)
Source: RefSeq, a predicted model, not a curated record